Megachile rotundata (alfalfa leafcutting bee) is the source of this 2018-nucleotide messenger RNA. RefSeq names its product periaxin-like. The record is from RefSeq and is a predicted model, not a curated record. Lineage: Eukaryota; Metazoa; Arthropoda; Insecta; Hymenoptera; Megachilidae.
AUGGAUUGCGUUGUACAGCGAUGUGAUAGAUACACGUUGGAUAGUUGCGCGGUAGAUAGAUACACGUUGGAUAGCUGCGCGUUAUUAUCACGCGUUAGAUUACCACGUGGUAGAUACCCACAUGAGAGACUAUCACGCGUUAGAUUACCACGUGGUGGAUUACUACGCGAUAGAUCAGCACGCGAUAGAUUACCACGCGAUAGAAUUCCACGCAAUAGAUUACCACCCGUUAGAUUACCACGCGAUAGAUUACCACCCGUUAGAUUACCACGCGAUAAAUUACCACCCGUUAGAUUACCACGCGACAGAAUACCACCCGUUAGAUUACCACGCGACAGAGUACCACGCAGCAGAAUACUACCCGUAAGAUUACCAUGCGAUAGAAUACCACGCGUUAGAUUACCACGCGACAGAAUACCACGCAACAGAAUACCACCCGUUAGAUUACCACGUAAUAGGAUACCACCCGUUAGAUUACCACGUGACAGAUUAUCACAUGUUAGAUUACCACGCGAUGGAUUACUAUACGGUGGAGUACCACCCGUUAGAUUACCGCGCGAUAAAUUACCACGUGUUAGAAUAUCACAUGCUAGAUUACCACGCGAUGGAUUACCACACGAUAGAAUACCACCCGUUAGAUUACCACGCAAUAGAAUACCACCCGUUGAAUUACCACACGAUAGAAUAUCAACCGUCAGAUUACUACGCGAUAGAAUACCACCUGUUAGAUUACCACACAAUAGUAUACCACCCGUUACAUUACCUCACAAUGAAAUACCAUCCGUUAGAUUAUCAUUCCUAUUCCUACACAUUAGUUUACCACACGAUUACCACCUGUUAGAUUAUCACUCGUUUUAUUCCUACCCGUUAGAUUACCACGCGUUCGAUUACUACGCGUUCAAUUACCACACUUAUUACAUUAUCACGCGUUGUCUUACCACCCGUUGAAUUAAUACCCGUUAAAUUACUACCUGUCAGAUCAGCGUUAGUAGAUCACCACGUGUUAAGCUACCUCAUGUUAAUUUAUCUCACGUUAGAUCCUCAAAGGAUGCACCACACGUUGUUCACCAUGCCUUACAAUGUAAGAUUUACAUCACCGCGUAUCACUUCACCACACCUUACAUUACCACCUGUUAAAUAACUACCUGUUAAAUCACCACGAGCUACCUCACGUUUAUCUCGCGUUAAAUUCCCAUCCAUUAACGACACGUUAGAUCGUUACGCGUUGUACAACUCGUUAUAUUGUCUAGUUAUGUCAAUGCACGUCGAUCAGAUAGUUCGAUAGAAAAACGAGAAGGAAAGAAACAAAGCGAAAAAGUCGCCUGGAGACGAACACUCGUGGCAUCGAUUUACAAAUCGGCGAAACUCGUGCUACGUGUGGAUCCAUCAAGCUCUUGUGCGAUUUUAAGAUACAGAGUUCGAUACGUCUCAACAAAAUGUCACACGUGUUUCUUUGUCUCGGUUAUUCUAAAAUCGAAGAAUUUCUUCAAGGAUCGUUUAAUCGUUUGUGACCACUGAACACAACACAUAUGUACCUCGACACGUGUGUUUGAACUUGAAAUACACAAAAUUUGAUUCACUUUUUUUUUUUAAUGUCGACGUCUUCUUUCGAUUCGUCGAUUUCUUCAUUUUGAAGUAUUGGAAUCGGGUUUGAUCUGAUAUUAAUGUUAGAGCGUUGUCAGUUUCAGACUGCGGAGUUUUCAUUGAUUGAAUCGCUUUAAUUGUGCUUCCCUGAGAGCCGUAUUGCGACGUUAUCGAAAGUGCGUCUUGAUAAGAUUCUUCGUCUUUUUUGUAUUUUUGUAUUGUACGAGUAAGAACGUUUGUGUCAUUCAGUGAUGGGCUGAUUGUUGGGGUGUACAGUGGAGAAUUUAUGGGCACUGAAGAUGACUUUUGUAAGGUUCUAUAGUAGAGUCUUGAUAUAUUGCCACUAUUUACAUUGCUGGUUCAGCGAGUUUUUUUUAGAGGUUUAUGUAUGUCUCAAAAAUUGGAAUUUUUAAUUUGUGCAACUUUUGAUUAAA